GUAGUGCGCACGCGCACCGGGCUCGUCCGCGAUUGGCUUCUCCGAGGCGGGAGCCUUGAGCUUCUCCGGUGGCGAGGGGAGCGCUGGUUACCAGAAGUGCUUCUUUGCAGGGCCAGUGGUUUCUGUCAGAUUUUCGCCGGUCACCACUGCUGAAUAUGAGACGAUCUGCAGCGCCAAGUCAGUUGCAGGGAAAUUCCUUCAAAAAACCAAAAUUUAUACCUCCAGGAAGAAGUAAUCCAGGUCUGAAUGAAGAGAUUACAAAACUGAAUCCAGAUAUAAAACUAUUUGAGGGUGCUGCAAAUAAUAACACCUUUCUCCGAUCACAAAGUGAUCCUAGAAUAUGCAGUUUAAAUCUGCCUAAUGAAGAAAGUACUAGAGAAAUUAAUUACACAGAUGAUUGCAGUGGAAAAUACUGUUUUGAAGCACCUACACUGGCAACAUUAGAUCCACCUCAUACAGUGCAAACUUGGAUGAGGAGGCACAGGCUGGUACCAGUUCACUACAGGUAAUGUUGGAUCACCAUCCUGUUGCUAUUACAGUGGAGGUGAAGCAAGAAGAAGACAUUAAACCACCUCCUCCACUGGUUUUAAAUUCUCAACAGAGUGAUACUUUAGAGCAAAGAGAAGAACAUGAAUUAGUACAUGUUAUGGAAAGAUCCUUGUCGCCUUCACUUUCCUCUGUUGAUAUGAGAAUGACAUCGUCUCCAUCUUCUAUUCCAAGGAGAGAUGAUUUUUUUCGGCAUGAGAGUGGUGAACACUUUAGGUCACUAUUAGGGUAUGAUCCUCAGAUCCUGCAAAUGUUGAAAGAGGAGCAUCAGAUAAUUUUAGAAAAUCAAAAAAAUUUUGGAUUGUAUGUUCAGGAGAAGAGGGAUGGAUUGAAAAGAAGGCAGCAGCUAGAGGAAGAGCUACUAAGAGCAAAAAUUGAAGUGGAGAAGCUGAAAGCAAUUCGCUUACGGCAUGAUCUACCUGAAUAUAACAGUCUCUAAGUUUUUUUUCCAAUCUUGCAAUUUGAUAAUUUUGAUUUUGGCCAAAUUACUUUAAUUUGGGAAUAUCCUGAAACAAAAUACACGUUCUUGAAAAAUGUUAAUCUCUAUUAUGGAAAAACUUUUUUGAUAUAAUUUUCUAAUUAUUUUCUUUUGAGAUAUUAAAAUUUACUGGUUGGUUGGCAUGGUUAUAGUUUUUAUUGUCUUCUUUUUUUUUUCCCCGUAAGUUUAAUUGUUGACCUUACAAAAGAUGUUUUAUUCUGAUCACUAAGAUAUACACAAAUACGUAAACAAACACAUAUUCUUUCAAAGGUCUGAGUCUUUUUUUUUUUUGGUUAACAUUUUUAGUUAGAACUUUGAAAGCGGUAAUUAGAGAUUUUUAAGUCAGUCUAAUUUAGGAGCUAUACUAACCUAAUACCAAGAAGCUUGUCUGUAUGACAUUGGUUUUUAUGCUUUUAUCUUUUGAAGGAGUAAAUCCUAGGAUUUUAGAGAUGGAAGAUAUUUGGAGAACACUUUUUUCCGUCUCUGCAGUUUAGGGGUAAUGAAACAGGUCCAGGGAGAACUCAAUGACUUACUUAGGGUAACAAAGCUAUUUAUGGCAGAGCAGAGACCAGCACUCAGUUUUUCUUUGUGUAAUUUCCCUCCCUCUAUUUGAUAGAAGUAAAUAUCCACCAAAAUAUUCUCUAGAUUUAAAUAUUAGAAGCAUUUGUUUCGUAAAAUUGCCUUUAAAGAUUGUUAGGUUGUGAAAUCAGAAUAAUUAUAUAAAUUACCCCAUUCUCUCUCUCUUUUUGUUCCAGCAAAAUAGAUAAGGUAUUCCAUUGAAGCUAUUAUAUAUUUUGGCUGUGUGAUUUAAAGACAUGUCUUAAUUCAUUUUAAAUGUCCUGUUCUGGAAAAAAUUUCUUUCACAGUAAAAAUCAGAAUGAACAAAAUUAAAAUUUUAUGUUUUUUAUAGGUAUUGUUAUUUUAGUAUUCGUGGAAAAAAAACCUCAAUUCUUAAAGCAUACAUAUUAAAUUUAUAUUAAAUCUCUAAUAUGUAUGUUACUUAAGAAUUUCUAUUUUUGCUGGGGCUUUGUUGAGAAAAGAUUUUUAAGCCAAGGUUUAGAAUGGAGUGGGUGGAAUUUCAGCAGUGAAGGGGACCAUGGAUGUUUGAAGCCAGAGUGAGAAGCUGGAAAAAAGAGGGAUGGGAAAAAGUGGAUUGAAUGUAUAAGCACAAAUGCAGUGGUGGCCAGUAAUUUUAAGUGAAUGUAGAGAGAGUCAGUUUGGGUUGUGGUAUCCUGGACUAGGAAGGACAUCUCCCUGGACUAGGUAGGGCAGCUGCUGUUUAGCUCCAGCAGAAUUUCACAUGCGGGAAUAAACCAGAAAUCUGCAUUUUUAAUGCAGAAUUUUCCAAUUUAAAAAUGUUUGCAAAUAACACAAAAUGCUUUUAAAACAUUAUACAGACAACAUGUGAGUGGGCCUCAUUGAGCCAUUGGGCUUCCAGUUUGUGGCUUUUGGAGUAGAGCAAUGGUUUUCCAAGUAUGGGUCCUGAUCUGCUGCAUCAGCAUCACUUGAGAGCUUGUUAAAAAUAUAAAUCCAAUUUCAACUGAAUUAGAAACCCUGGGGGUGGGGUCAGCAGUCUCUUUUAAUAAACCCUCUAGAGAUUCUGAUGCAUGCUAAAGUUUGAGAACCAGUGAAACAGAGUAUUUUGGAACCUCGCUUGGUGCCCAAAUCAUGCUAGUCUCAAAAUUUUUGUUAAAGAGUAGUUCAAAGUGAACUGAGGGAUAUAAAUUUGGGUGAUAGUUGGUACCAGAUUAUGAAUUACAUUAAAUAUAAUUUUUUUUUUUUUUUUUUUUUUGAGAUAGAGUCUUGCUUUGUCACGUAGGUUGGAGUGCAGUGGCACGAUCUUGGCUCACUGCAAUCUCCGUCUCCCAAGUUCAAGCGAUUCUCCUCCCUCAGCUUCCCAAGUAGCUGGGACUACAGGCGCCCCACUAUGCGCGGCUAAUUUUUUUGUGUUUUUAGUAGAGACAGGGUUUCACAGUGUCAGCCAGGGUAUUCUGGAUCUCCUGACCUCGUGAUCUGCCCGCCUCCCAAAGUGCUGGGAUUACAGGCAUGAGCUACCAUGCCCAGCCUAAAUACUAUUUUUAAUGAGUCAGACUUAAUGUACAAUGGGAAGCCAUUGAAUGCUUUGAAUUAGGGGGGUAAUUUCAUUAUAGUUGUGAUUUAGGAGGAGUGGCAUUUAGGGACAGGCAUUGUAUUGAGAAGAACUUAAAUCAGAAAUUUAAGUUAUGGCUAUAGAAAUAGAAAAAAAUGAACUCUUUAAGGUACUAUUUUAGUAUGUUGACUGCUUAAUUUCAUUGGUUGGAUUAAAAAGAGUGUUUUAUAGCUGGUAGAGUUAACUUUUUCAAUUAUAAAGAUGCCCUGAAUAUAUAAUAUAUUAUAUCCUUUUGACAUUGUUACCUUUUCUCUUUAAUCUGUGCUAUGACUUUUCUUUGAGUCUAAUCAAUCUUGUAAUUCUUAAUUUGAGGUAAUGUUUCCCAGUAUAAUUCUACUAAAUACAUCUUGGCAGUAGUAAGCUUUAUUUUUUUAAAUUAUUGAAAGCGCAUAUAUGAGAUGUAAUUCACUUUACAGUUUCAGCAUGCUACUAAGAAUUGAUAAUGAAUGUUCAAUUUGAAUGUUGGCUUUUACAGCAAAUCAGAGUUUUCCCAAGUGUGUUCUGUGGAACGUUAAUUCUGUGAGAUGUUUCUAGAAAAGAGAUCUGUGUUCAAAAAAGAUUUUUUGUUUUGGUGGUUAGGUUCUAAAAUAAUUGUGGAAGGAAAAAAUUAUGUAUAUACAAGGUAGCCCUUGAAAAUUCCUUUGCUGCCCAUAAAGUAGCAUAAACAUAGUCUGCUACAGUCGUAUUUUUCUCCAGCAUUGUUUAAGAUUGCUUUUUCUUUAGUGUGUUAGGUGACACAAUUCAUUAGCAUUUAGGGGCUGUGUAUACAAUAAGAAACUUAUUUUAACGUAUUUUUAAACACCAGAAUCACACUCUGAGUUUACUGCAGCAACUUUUCCAAGUCAAUCUUGUUUUUCUCCAAGUCAAUCUUGCUUUUAAUUUGCAAAAGUCUAAAUGCAUAUAAUUCUGCUCAUUGUCUACCUCCUCCUGUACAACCAUGAUUAACAUAGUAUAGCUUAUGAGAAUUCCUGAAUAAAGAAAAUUAUUUAUUUGACCAUAGAAUCCUUUUUGGAGGCUGUUUAUUAUCUUACAGAGUAUCUUAGGGUAAUUUGGAACCAAACCUUUUUUUUCUUCUUUUUUAUAUUGAGACUUUUUUGAGUUUGGGGACUGCUUACCAACUAACAUUAGCAGUUUUUGUUGAGGACAAGUUUCAUUAAGGAGAAUAUAUAGGGGCAAGUUUGCUAGUACAAUGGAAUAUACACUUGGCUCUCUAUCUGCAGGUUUCACAUCUGCACAUUGAACCACUGUGGAUUGAAAAUAUUGAGGCAAAAAAAUAAAUAACAAUACAACAAUAAAAGUAAUACGAAAUUUAAAAAUACAGUAUAACUGAGGUAGGAGUUGGGCUAAGCCCCAGUUUUGGGGCUCACUUGUCCUAUAUCCUAACAACUAUUUACAUAGUAGUUACAUUUGUUUUAGGCAUUGUAAGUAAUCUAGAGGUGAUUUAAAGUAUAUGGAAGGAUGUGUGUAAAUUGUAUGUGAAUACAAACAUUUUAUAUAAGGGACUUGAGUAUCUGUGGAUCUUGAUGGGGAAGGGGGUGUCCUGAAACCAAUCCCCCUUGGAUACUGAGGGAUGACUAUACACUUAAGCCACCAAACAUCCUGCAUACCAUAGACAAUUGUUUGGGGGCCAUGAGUUUUCAUUACAAAAUGUAAUGCUGGGAGAACAUAGAGAAGAGUGAUUUUGUUUUUUAAAUGUAGACUUGAUUCUGUAGAAAUAUACUACAUUUGAGAAAUAUACUAAGUAAAUAGAUUAUUUCAUCCAAUACAUUAGUAAUUUAGAUAGUGGAUAGCCACUUUCCUAUCUUUCUCUUAUCCAUAUGAAUGUAAAUGGAUAUGUUGUUACAACUUAUGAUUUUCUAAACUAGCUGUGAUUUAUAAUGACAUCCUGAGAAAAGUCAAUGAAACUCAUUUCCAAUGAAUACCAGAUUUCUUAAAAUAGUCAAGUAUUUUUCUUUUUUGUAUGAUGAGAUAUCAACUUGGUGUUAUUUCGUUUUAUUUUUUAAGGAGUCACUCUACCCUGUUCUAUGUUUACUUAUGUGAAAAUGUUUAAAAUAUGAAUUUUUUUUUUAAUGUGCCUUCUUUUAGAGUAAUGUCAACUUUUAAAUACACAUGUUUAAAUAACUUAGAGUGUAAUAAAUUGUGUUUAAUAUAUACUGUAGAUAAUGAUGGUUAAAUGCUUUGUUAACACAUGUUCUUUUAAAUACAAGAUAAUGCUUUGUACUGA
Messenger RNA from Chlorocebus sabaeus (green monkey), 5397 nucleotides. It is a transcript of the gene RAD54B, whose product is annotated as RAD54 homolog B. Gene Ontology annotation, cellular component: nucleus. Gene Ontology annotation, molecular function: DNA translocase activity; ATP binding. Gene Ontology annotation, biological process: double-strand break repair via homologous recombination; reciprocal meiotic recombination. The record is from RefSeq and is a predicted model, not a curated record. Lineage: Eukaryota; Metazoa; Chordata; Mammalia; Primates; Cercopithecidae.